Bacidia gigantensis is the source of this 564-nucleotide messenger RNA. RefSeq lists its product as uncharacterized. Gene Ontology annotation, molecular function: acetyltransferase activity. The record is from RefSeq and is a predicted model, not a curated record. The transcript has a single exon. Lineage: Eukaryota; Fungi; Ascomycota; Lecanoromycetes; Lecanorales; Ramalinaceae. The coding region runs from base 1 to 564 and encodes 187 amino acids.
AUGGUCAACAUCGUCUCUGUUUCGGGUAAGAAGUAUCAAGUUGACGUUGGCUUUGGCUUGAACGGUCCAACGCAACCAAUAUUGCUGGAGGAAGGAUGGGAGACAACAAGCAUCAGUCCCUCUGGCGUACGUCUCGUUCGAGACUUCAUCCCUGACUUCAGAGACAAGAACGAAGACCAAGACAAGUUAUGGAUCUUCCAACAUCGAGCGGCACCAUCGGAGGGCUGGCAGCCUAUAUACGCCUUCACAGAAAUCGAGUUUAUUCCCCAGGAUUAUGAGAUAUCGAACUUUUUCACAAGUACAUCUCGCACAAGUUUCUUCACGAGCGCCAUUGUCGUGGUCAAAUAUUUGCUGGAUAACCUUGGAAAAGGCCAAUUGAUCGGCUCAAUGAGUCUUAUGAACGGAUUUGCUAAAAGAAGAAUGCGGGGGAAUACUAAACUGUUGACGGAAUGCAAGACUGAGGAGGAGAGAAUCAGGGCUUUGAGGGAUUACUUCGGCAUCGAAAUCAAAGAAGAUGAAAAGCAAGGUAUCAAAGGCCUAGUCACCGAAUUGAAAGGGAAAUGA